Messenger RNA from Erythranthe guttata (spotted monkey flower), 920 nucleotides. Its product is annotated as Nucleic acid-binding, OB-fold-like protein. Lineage: Eukaryota; Viridiplantae; Streptophyta; Magnoliopsida; Lamiales; Phrymaceae. Gene Ontology annotation, molecular function: tRNA binding. The record is from RefSeq and is a predicted model, not a curated record.
AUGGCCGCCGUCGCCGCCGCUAUUACUGGUUGUUCCACCACCACCACUAAUAUCUUCCUUCUCUCCUGCCGCCGCCGCAGCACCAUCACCGGUCUAAAUCUAAUCAAUAACCACCGCAGCAGCGUUCCUAGUGCCGGCGGCAAAUUGCUGCUUCCGCCUAGGUCACCUCUUUGUCUAGUUCCAAAUUCACGCAAUAAUACAGCACGGAGAUUGCAAUUAUUAUUAUGUUACUGCACGGAGAGCAGUAAUACAGCAGCAACAAUGAAAUCGGAAUCGGAAAGUGAAGAAAAGGGGAUAAAAGAGACGGCGAAUAGUCUGGAUAUAAGGGUGGGGAAAAUCGUAAAGGCGUGGAGGCACGAGGAGGCGGAUUCACUUUACGUGGAGGAGGUUGACGUCGGCGAGGCAGAGCCGAGAACCAUUUGCAGCGGCCUUGUCAAAUACAUCCCCCUCCAUCUUCUCCAGGACAGGAAUGUAAUAGUACUUGCGAAUCUAAAGGCUAGAAAUAUGCGAGGUGUGAAAUCGUUUGGAAUGCUGAUGGCGGCUUCUGAUGCAGCACAUGAGAAUGUAGAGCUUCUAGUGCCGCCGGAGGGUGCAGUUCCUGGUGAAAGAGUAUGGUUUGGUUCUGUUGAUGAUAAAGACAACCUACCUGAUGCUGCAUCACCUAACCAGAUUCAGAAGAAGAAGAUAUGGGAAUUGGUACAGCCUCACCUACGGACAGAUGAAGCAGGUGUUGCUACACUCGACAUGAUACACCAGAUGCGAACAUCUGCCGGCCCUGUUAUCUCUCAAUCUCUCUACAAUGCUAACAUCUCCUGAUUCUCUACAACUAUCUUUAUUUCCCAAUCGGAAUAUUUGUUUUUUCUCUUGUCCUCCGAAAAUAAGAUCAAAUAUUCAGCUUUCUACUGCAUUUUUUUUCGUUC